UGGCACGAAGAAGAAGAAGGAAGUGGAAUUACGUUUGUUGUCACGGUCACAUGCUCAAGUCAAGCUCGAUCAGCUGACUGCAUCCCUUCCCUUUUGAUGGAUAGAUUUCCCUUCCUCAGUUGAACGAUUUUGGGGUUAUUCAGACCGUUCGACGUCAAUUGUAAAUACAAAACUGAAGGUUGCAUAGUGAAAUAGUCCGGAAAAUAUCGCGGUUUGGGUGAUCAUGAACGGACACGCCAUUCUCUACACCGGGGUCACUUUGGCCUUCUGGAGUACCAUUCUCAUCGUCGGUAUUUGCUACACGAUCUUUGACCUUGGAUUCCGCUUUGAUGUGGCAUGGUUUUUGACAGAAACCUCGCCCUUCAUGUGGGCGAACCUUGGAAUUGGCUUGGCUAUCUCGCUCUCUGUUGUUGGAGCUGCUUGGGGCAUUUACAUCACAGGUUCCAGCAUCAUAGGAGGUGGUGUAAAAGCACCACGGAUUAAAACAAAGAAUCUGGUCAGCAUUAUCUUCUGUGAGGCUGUAGCCAUCUAUGGGAUCAUCAUGGCGAUCGUUAUAAGUAACAUGGCUGAGAGCUUUAGUGGCACCACACCAGAGACCAUUGGGGCAAGGAACUACCAAGCGGGCUACUCCAUGUUUGGCGCUGGUCUUACUGUGGGAUUCUCCAACCUCUUCUGUGGCAUCUGUGUUGGCAUCGUUGGUAGUGGUGCCGCCCUGGCAGAUGCUCAGAAUGGCAGCCUCUUUGUUAAAAUUCUUAUUGUGGAAAUCUUUGGCAGUGCAAUUGGGCUAUUUGGAGUGAUUGUGGCCAUCUUGCAGACGUCGAAAGUAAAAAUGGGUGACUAGAAGAUUCAUCUUCAAUAUGACAAGAUCAAUGGAAGACAAAGCUGGACAAGCAGAUGGAUUGUGUAAAUACAUAGUAAAUGAUUUAAAUGUAUUUUCUGUCUGAUUGUUUUGAACCAUCAUUUGCUGAAGAGUGACAUAUUUGCACCAUUUUGUCUUAAAGGAAUGCAGCCAAAUGGUUAGAUUAAACUGCAGGUGUUUAAGACAAAAUCCUGUCCCCUUUGAAUACAAUUGGUCUUCAUAGUACAGUGGUACAUAUAAUUAGAAAACCUAAACCUGGCUUUCCCCACGUACGUUUACUGUUGUCUCAAUCUAUCACAAUUGAAAGGGCCACUAGACAUUUAGGGAAUGUAUUUCGUAGUAGGGACAUUCUUUCAAAAUAUAUUUGAUUUAAUUAGCAUCUGUAUAGGAGUUGUUACCCGUGAUCAAGCAUGGAAUGCCACUAUUUAACAUCUAAGGUUCCCAGGUUUGGUUUGACACACAUAUGGUUUCUCUGGUGGUGAACAUGCUUGCUGUUCUGUUCAUUACAUGGAAGUGAAACAUUUCAACAAUGUCGUAAUUUGUAUUGAAUGCCUGUAAAAAUGUGUUUGAAGUAUUUGAACUGUUUGUAUGCAAAAGUCCUAAUGUAUAACAAAGCAAAUGAUUAUAUUUAUGACAAUGUGUGUGGGUACAUGGGUGCUCUAAGGAGAUAUUACACUGUAGUUGUAGUUGGUCAGCUGUCAUUAUUCACUCUUGUUUUGAUGUAUGCAUAACAUUUUGGUAGGCAUUCUUCAGUCCUGAUUGGUUAAACAUUUGAAUUGUAAAUUGUUGUGUGUACAGUAUAUAUAUAUAUAAAGGACACAUGUCUGUUUCUUUGUGAAGCAUGAGGGUGUUUACCAUUCUGAUGCAAGUGGUCUUUAUCCACGGUGAGAACUGUUGCUGAUGAAUAUAAGUAUUAUCUGAUUUCAAGUGACCAUAGAUAAUGUCUGUUUUCUCCUUCUCAGGUCUGUAAUCCCCUGUAAACUAUCCAUCUGUGGAGAGUGAAAUGUAGAUGUUUUCCUCAAGACCAGUUAUCCGUGUCAGUGUUUCCCCUUUAUCCGUUUAGCAGCGGCGCACCGUAGAGAUUUUAUAAUGUAGAUAUAUAUACCCCAAGACGACACCCUGCUCCCACUACCUCUGCCACCGCUGCUGAAGACCCCCACCCAUUACUUCUGCCACCACUGCUGAAAAAUCUUAGGGGAAACGCUGCAUGUACAUUUUCUGCUUUUUUUUGUUGUAAUUUUGAGUUUAAAUGAUCUGAGCUCCUUGUCUUUCCACUGCUGUGAACGGGCUGAUAUGCAUACUCUUUUUGGAGAGAUGGUACUCGAACAGAACAGCGAUAAGAACUUUCUCAGACCAGUUGGCCUUUUACUUAGUUGUGAUUUUGUUUGUCGUUCGUUUUUUUUUUAUCUAAUGAAUUACGGUGUUACUGAUAAGACAAUUAGCUUGAGCCCUUAAAUUAAAAUGAACCCUAGAGUCUGACUUCCAUUUUAAUGUUCAUAACAUCCAACUUGCUGUGACCAUGUGUUUGUCCCAAAUGGCAUCCUAUUUCUUACGUAGUGUACUGCAUUUGACCUGAGCCCUUUGGGCCCUGAUUAAAAGUAGUGCAUUAUAAUAAUCAGGGUUCCGUUUGGGAUGCAUUUGACUGUAUUCUUAUGGGGGUCUCCAACUUGAGUGUUCCAUCCUGUCCUCACCAACUGUUCAUGUAUAGUAUUUUUAUUUUUUAAAUGUAUGUAAAAGUUAAUGGUAUUUAUCCAUGGAGAUGAAAGAUCGUUUGGCUGAUCCCUAUGGCAAAAGGCCCAAAAAUAUAAUUUGUAAUAGUAUUUGGCGUGGGUUUCAUACAUUGAUCCAGCUUUGUUCAUUACUUUUGAGCAUUUCUAAAUGGACCUUUGGUGUAAUACUGGGUUGGCCAUCUUAGUCUUGGAGAGCCUCAGUGCUGAAGGGUUUCACUUGAAUGGAAGACAUUUGCAUUGAAAGUCCAACUUGUUGGUUUAAAAGUAUGCUGCUUGAGAGAUGGCCAUGAAUGCACAUGGCUUACAUUGAGGCCCUCUAGGUCCUUGGUUGGUCGCCUAUUGUAGUGGUGUCAUUCCUAAUGUAAAGGAAGAUUUCUAGAUCAUACUUCAGUGAGUGUUUAAUAUGUUGAUGUGGUGAAUCCAUUGUUUUGACAUGUAAAAGUGGGUCCUCUUUACUUCAUAAUUGUCCUUGAAAGAAUAAAAUAUUCCAACCUGA
Messenger RNA from Oncorhynchus keta (chum salmon), 3085 nucleotides. Its product is annotated as V-type proton ATPase 21 kDa proteolipid subunit c''. The transcript is spliced from 8 exons. Gene Ontology annotation, molecular function: proton-transporting ATPase activity, rotational mechanism. Gene Ontology annotation, biological process: proton transmembrane transport. The record is from RefSeq and is a predicted model, not a curated record. NCBI's taxonomy places the organism in Eukaryota, Metazoa, Chordata, Actinopteri, Salmoniformes, Salmonidae. Gene Ontology annotation, cellular component: proton-transporting V-type ATPase, V0 domain. Bases 224 to 841 code for a protein of 205 amino acids.